CCUGAAUAUCUCGGCUAGAAUUCUGCAUUCGCAAGACCCAAAAGACACAACCGACAACCGAACACAAUCGAGACAAUCUAUAAAAGUAAAAUCAUGAUGAACUCAAAUCUUCGGGUCACAGCAAGAGAAGAAUCUGCACAUCGUAGACUUGCCCCAGAUUUCCAUUCUAUCAUCCAGUCCUCCUUGAGUCAAUACCGAUAUAGUCAAUAGUCGAAAUCAUCGGAACCUGUAUGCCCAUCCCAUUUCGUAGAGAUGGAACUCAGAGAAGGAAGUCUCAAGUCCAAGGUUCGAGAAGAUGUGGAAGCAGUCACAUGUCGGAGGGAGUCGAAAGAAGGUCGUACACCGACUGCUUGCCAGAAGACGAAGAGUAAUUUGUUGCUGGCCAAAAUUCAGCGCUGUUUCGUCAUUGAUAGGCUUGUACCCGAGGCCACCUGCCCAGGCCUCGCUCGAGUGAAGUCGUUCUCGAAUCGGCAUACGAAUUCGGAUCAUCUUCAACGUUACGGAGUCGAUGGGCGUUUCUCGAUUUCAACCCUCGCACUCUAAGUUCCAUAUAUGCUUCUUGAAGAUUGCAUGAUAGAUCGAGCAACAAAUUGACUUUUGCAUAUGUGACUAGGAAUUCAUCCCCACCCCUGCUCCCAUUCCCCCUCCCAUCCAGACGACUAGUAAGAGUAUAUCUGCAUGUCAAUACUCGUAAAUUACUAGCCCACCCCCUCCUCGCUUAUUUGUUAGCUCGAAGAUAAGAUUUUCGUUCGCGGCGCGAUGUGGGCGUUGACUUUGGCGAAUUUGGUACAGCAGAAUGCGAGUCAAUGAUACAAGUGAUAUGAUAUCUUGGGUUGUGAAUAGCUGCUGUAAUGUGUGGGGACUUGAUUCUACUAUUCUCUCUUCCUCCAAAAACUUGCCACUUGAAAAAUGUAGCUGAGUUCCGAAGAAGUAGGCAAGUUGACUUGACGCUGGGCACUGUUGGUGAGGGCAAGGUGCAGGACCUGGCAGCGUGAGACUUGAAAGAUAUCUAGACUAGAGGGAAAUAAACUUUUGUUCUGUGAACCAUAUUCUUCACGGUCUUCUUGCUUGAUCGCAUGCUUAGAGAAGGAACUCGAGUCCUGUGGAGUCAGUGAGUUUUGGGAAUAUCCGAAGAGCGUGG
Cadophora gregata is the source of this 1141-nucleotide messenger RNA. RefSeq lists its product as uncharacterized. The record is from RefSeq and is a predicted model, not a curated record. Bases 253 to 543 code for a protein of 96 amino acids. Lineage: Eukaryota; Fungi; Ascomycota; Leotiomycetes; Helotiales; Ploettnerulaceae. The transcript is spliced from 2 exons.